Molecule: messenger RNA, 1623 nt
Organism: Fulvia fulva
Lineage: Eukaryota; Fungi; Ascomycota; Dothideomycetes; Mycosphaerellales; Mycosphaerellaceae
Exons: 1
Coding region: 1-1623 (540 amino acids)
Biological process (GO): magnesium ion transport
Cellular component (GO): membrane
Molecular function (GO): magnesium ion transmembrane transporter activity
Source: RefSeq, a predicted model, not a curated record
AUGAGGGACCUACCUGCAAUUGACCCGAAGGCCGCCAUGGCUGUGGGCAUCAUCGUGGGCUUGCUGUCAACCUGCGUCCAAUCGGUCGGCUUGACACUACAGCGCAAGUCGCACAUGCUGGAGGACGAGAAGGAGGAUCAUGUUGAGCGCAGACCGGCCUACAAGCGACGACGAUGGCAGAUAGGCAUGUUCCUGUUCCUGGUCGCGAACAUCGUGGGAUCUACAAUACAGAUCGUCGCCUUGCCACUCCCACUUCUGAGCACGUUGCAAGCCUCUGGACUGGUGUUCAAUAGCAUUUUGGCGACUUUGAUUCUGAAAGAGCCUUGGACAUGGAGGUCGGCAUACGGAACAAUACUGGUCGCUGCAGGCGCAGUCCUGAUCAGCUGUUUCUCUGCUGUACCGGAGCCGAGCCACACGCUCAAACAACUUCUGGUGCUGCUGGGAGAGCCUAGCUUUCUGGUCUGGUUCAUCUUGUCAUUGCUGUUCGCCGUGGGAACCAUCGUUGUGACCUUUACCCUGCGAAAGUGUAUACCAGGCGCAAGGAGAGACAGUCCGAGAGUCCUCCUCGUAAACGGCAUGAUCUUUGGCCUGGUGUCCGGGAUUCUUUCGGCCCACGCACUGCUUCUAGCUAAGAGUGCAGUCGAGCUCAUCGUGCGCAGCGUUUCGCAUAAGAGCAAUCAGUUCAAAUCGUGGGAGCCGUGGGUUCUGAUUCUGUUUUUCCUGGUACUGUCUCUUUCGCAGCUGUACUACCUUCACCUGGGACUGAAGCUCAUUUCGACGAGCAUUCUCUAUCCUUUUGUAUUUUGCAUCUACAAUAUUGUCGCCAUUCUGGAUGGCCUCAUCUAUUUCCAGCAGAUGAACAAGCUGCCAUCUCUGUCAGCUGGACUGAUCGCUCUCGGCACUGUACUGUUACUGGCCGGCGUACUUGCGCUGAGCUGGCGACUACAAGAUGAUCACAACGAAGAACACCCACACGCGAAGAACGAAAUACCGCAGACCAUACUCGCUCCUGGCAUGGGAUUCGUGGAAGACCCAGACACGGACACGAACGAUUCGGAAUCACUGCACACGGACGACGAGCUGGAAUCUGAGAGGGAGAUCGAUGAGCACACCAACCUUAUCAGGAAGUCACUUCAGCGAAGUCACUCAACAACGAACAAAGUUCCCAACUAUGUUCCCGGACACACUCAUGUCCACACUACCAAGCGUCGGCAUCGUGCAGCCACGCUCAAGGAAGUCAAGGCGAUCUGGUCAGCGCUUGGCGAUUCAGAUGAUCGUUAUGGGACUUUCGAUCGUCCAAGCUCGUCAGUCUCAGAUACACCAAGACCUGAAACUAGCGAACAUCAACGUCAGCGAAGACGAAGGCGAUCUACUUCGGGCAAAGCUCUCCAGCCGAGUGAUGAGGAGCAAGCUCUUGGUCUCGAAGUCAUAUCACGAUCGAGUACGAUGCCAGCAAAUCGACGCAACUCGCGUCAGAGGAGAAAGAGUUCGCAUCCUAGCAGCGCACUGUUCUCAGACCUAUUAAAAGGUGGCUGGUGGUCCUCUAAGCGAAAGGACGAAGAUGGAGAAGGACCGCCAUCGCCUUCGAGUAGCAGGCACGACAGAUCUGGCGGACCUGCCUAA